Callithrix jacchus (white-tufted-ear marmoset) is the source of this 3389-nucleotide messenger RNA. RefSeq names its product elongator acetyltransferase complex subunit 3 (gene ELP3). Gene Ontology annotation, cellular component: elongator holoenzyme complex; nucleus; cytoplasm. Gene Ontology annotation, molecular function: acyltransferase activity, transferring groups other than amino-acyl groups; iron-sulfur cluster binding. Gene Ontology annotation, biological process: tRNA wobble base 5-methoxycarbonylmethyl-2-thiouridinylation. The record is from RefSeq and is a predicted model, not a curated record. Lineage: Eukaryota; Metazoa; Chordata; Mammalia; Primates; Cebidae.
CACUUAGGCUUCAUGCGCAGCCUCUAUCAAGGAGCUCUGUCUCAUAGCUGUAUCGCCCGUACAGCCACUCUGGUCAGACGCUCCUAUCCUCCGUCCCUGAGACCCUGUGCCGGAUCGCAGCCGAGAAGCCUCCCUCGCCGCCUGCUUCCCGGCGGGUUGCGCCCAGGGGCGGGGCGGGGGUUUGUGCGCGUCGUCUUCCGGGAAGAACUUUACGAUUACGAUACACUGACCGACGUUUUACGACAGACGGGGUUGCUUUGUGGCUGUCAGCUUUCCCCGUGGUCUUAGUUCGCGGCUGCAUUUUUAUCCCUGGUGGCUUGCUACCGCGGCGCAGAAAUGAAGCAGAAGCGCAAAGGAGAUCUCAGCCCUGCUGAGCUGAUGAUGCUGACUAUAGGAGAUGUUAUUAAACAGCUGAUUGAAGCCCAUGAGCAGGGGAAAGACAUCGAUCUGAAUAAGGUGAAAACUAAGACAGCUGCCAAAUACGGCCUUUCGGCCCAGCCCCGCUUGGUGGAUAUCAUCGCUGCCGUCCCUCCUCAGUAUCGCAAGGUCUUGGUUCCCAAGUUAAAGGCGAAACCCAUCAGAACUGCCAGUGGGAUUGCUGUUGUGGCUGUGAUGUGCAAACCCCACAGAUGUCCACACAUCAGUUUUACAGGAAAUAUAUGUGUAUACUGCCCUGGUGGACCUGAUUCCGAUUUUGAGUAUUCGACCCAGUCUUACACUGGCUAUGAGCCAACCUCCAUGAGAGCUAUCCGUGCCAGAUAUGACCCUUUCCUGCAGACAAGACACCGAAUAGAACAGUUAAAACAACUUGGUCACAGUGUGGAUAAAGUGGAGUUUAUUGUGAUGGGUGGAACGUUUAUGGCCCUUCCAGAAGAAUACAGAGAUUAUUUUAUUCGAAAUUUACAUGAUGCCUUAUCAGGACAUACUUCCAACAAUAUUUACGAGGCAGUCAAGUAUUCCGAGAGAAGCCUCACAAAGUGUAUCGGAAUUACUAUUGAGACCAGACCAGAUUAUUGCAUGAAGCGGCAUUUAAGUGACAUGUUGACCUAUGGCUGCACAAGGCUGGAGAUCGGGGUGCAGAGCGUUUAUGAAGAUGUGGCCAGAGACACCAACAGGGGCCACACUGUGAAGGCAGUGUGUGAGUCAUUUCACCUGGCCAAAGAUUCCGGUUUCAAAGUGGUGGCCCAUAUGAUGCCUGACCUGCCAAAUGUGGGACUAGAAAGAGACAUUGAACAGUUCAUAGAGUUUUUUGAGAAUCCUGCUUUCCGUCCCGAUGGUCUGAAACUCUAUCCUACCCUGGUGAUUCGUGGGACUGGGCUUUAUGAGCUUUGGAAAUCGGGAAGAUAUAAGAGUUAUUCUCCUAGUGACCUGGUCGAAUUGGUGGCUCGGAUCCUAGCCCUCGUGCCUCCAUGGACUCGGGUUUACCGAGUGCAGAGGGAUAUUCCAAUGCCUUUAGUCAGCUCAGGAGUAGAGCAUGGUAACCUGAGAGAGCUGGCACUUGCAAGAAUGAAAGACCUCGGAAUACAGUGUCGAGAUGUGAGAACCAGGGAAGUUGGAAUCCAAGAAAUUCAUCACAAAGUACGGCCAUUCCAGGUUGAAUUGGUAAGGAGAGAUUAUGUUGCAAAUGGCGGCUGGGAAACAUUCUUGUCGUAUGAAGACCCAGAUCAAGACAUUUUGAUUGGACUCCUACGAUUACGCAAGUGUUCAGAGGAAACCUUCCGUUUUGAACUGGGGGGAGGUGUCUCCAUAGUCCGAGAGCUGCACGUGUAUGGAAGUGUGGUCCCUGUGAGCAGCCGGGAUCCCACCAAAUUUCAGCAUCAGGGAUUUGGCAUGCUGCUGAUGGAGGAAGCAGAAAGAAUAGCUAGAGAAGAACAUGGAUCUGGGAAAAUCGCUGUGAUAUCAGGGGUCGGCACCAGGAAUUAUUAUAGAAAGAUUGGCUACAGAUUACAAGGCCCGUACAUGGUGAAGAUGCUGAAAUAAUGGCCACGCCAGUCCACCUUUCUGCAAUACCCUCCCUGCAGAACAUGGAGAAUCAGGAUUUCUUGACUACUCAACAGAGAGAGGCUGAGCAGAGCAAACAGGCCUAACUGUCCCCCUGUUGGGGGCUUCACCGUUAUCCCACAGCUGCAGAGACUGGAAACUGCCUUCAGGGUUCUGGCUGGUCACCUGCUGACCACAUCCCAGAUCCACCCUCUCCUGCGUGUACCCAAAAAAUCUCUUCCGUUUGUGAGGCUUAAAUUAUCCAUCCAGUUUCUAAAUUUUGCAUGAGGCCUGCAGGUGGCCUGUUUUGACUCAGACGGUGACAAAAGCAAAUCAAUCAACUCAUUUGGAUGCGGUAACUCACAAAACAAAACUGAUUGUCAUUCGAGGAGCAAACUUAGGAGUAGGUUAUUUAUAUACCCUAGGGACAGAGGAAAACCGCCAGACUGAUCUGGGGCCUUUAACAACAUAGGCAUUGGAGCGCAAGUUAGGAAAAUGAGCUUUUGUUUUCAUGGAAAUCAUUCUGAUUGCAGUGCGCGGAUUAGAAAUAGCAGUGUGACGGGGAAGGAGGAAUUGCGGUUGUGGGGGUGUGAACCUGGCAGCAGCCGGCCCCAGCCUUCCCCGGGCGGGCAGGAGUCCACCACGAAGGCGGGGAUGACAAAGAGCUCUGCUCGUGCUGUUUGUUGUCUCCACUUCCCACCCUCUUGGCAACUGCAGAGCAGCGUGGGCAGCCACAGGCAUGGAGCCCAGAGAGUGCCUGGCUUUCCUGUUCAUCUCUCCUGAGCCGGUGGAUUCUGAGGUUUUGAGACCCUAAAUCAAGAUUUGCUUACACGGAAGCCAUUCCCUGCAUUUUAAUUUUUUGAGACAGAGUCUCACUUUGUCCCCCAGACUGGAAUGCAGUAGUGCAGUCUCGCCUCACUGCAUCCUCCACCUCAGCCUCCUGAGUAGCUGGGAUCACAGGCGCCCACCACCGCACCCAGCUAAUUUGUGCAUUUUUAGGAAAGAUGGGGUUCUGCCAUGUUAGGCUGGUCUCGAACUCCUGACCUCAGGUGAUCCACCUGCCUCGGCCUCCCAAAACGAUGGGAAUACAGGAUAAAGGCUAUGCCUGGCCUUUAAUUUCUUAAGGUAAAUUUUGGUUGUUAUAAAUGGAAAAAGGUCAGAGUUGAAGUUCAACUCAUGUGUGCAAGCAAAACAAUGGAAAACAGGAUUGGCUUCUUCAAAGGCUCCUCUUGUAGAACUGCCUCUUUGAAAUUUCCAGGUAAUCUACUUUGGAGACUCUGCCUGGAGAGGGUCAGUUCCUAAGUUAAGAGCAUCGCUUAACCUUGGCUUCUGUGGCAUUUUACAAAGGUUUAAAGGAAUUGAUUUCUCUGAAAGGGCCUGAAAAUAAAACAUCUUUAACAUACAAAGAA